This is a messenger RNA of Phytomonas sp. EM1, 1278 nucleotides long. Lineage: Eukaryota; Euglenozoa; Kinetoplastea; Trypanosomatida; Trypanosomatidae. The record is from the annotation of a GenBank genome assembly.
AUGUCGUCAUUGGCCCUGAAACCAGAAGUUUCCGUGUCGAUUCCCAAGUUGCUAUUGGCUGCUGUGCAGCCCUAUCAAACCAUUGCCGGCCCUGCGCUAAGCACCAACUUCUUAACACAUACCUCUUUACUUCCGUUUCAAAAGCUUUCAUUCACGCAUAGCAGCGUCGCGCCCGUGUAUUUUCAUACUUUACUGCACUCAUUAGCGGAGUACUGUGAGACGCCACAACCAGUGCGAAGCAGCCAUGUGAAGCAGCUGCAUCCGCCCCACGAGAACUUCUGGGAUGACGUUGGGACUCUAAAUUGCUUUUACUCCACUACGUACCGUCCACGCAACCGGGAGCAUCCAGCCAUGGGCGCAGUGGAGCUAGUGCACGCGUCGCAUCGAAGGGAAUGUGAUGUCAGGCUAACCUUGUAUGACCAAACGUAUCAACCACUAGUCGCGAUGCUCAUGACAGGACCGAGGGGAAACAAAACACUCCCUGUGCUCCCAAUAGAUGGCUCUCCUACCGCUCCAGAAGGAGGUUCUAAUAGUUUGCGUUGUAGGAUGUUGCCACGGAUGCUACCACCAUCUGAGCGGGAGGGCUAUUGGCGUUCUAACAUCCAGUGGUGUGGAAUUGAGGACGUUUCAAUGGGUGAAUCAGGAAAUGCCAGCAGUUUUGGGGGCCUCUACGGGCCCCUGGAGUUGCUGCAAGGUGGUGGCUACGCUCAGCGCGUGUGCUACCGUCUCUCAAUAAAAGAGAGCCCUUCGGCCGAAGCGAGCCACGAUGAGACUCAGAGUGUGGUCGGUAUGCCCUCAGAAAAAGCGAAUCAAACAGUAAGUAAAAAAGAGGACGACGCGGCAGGCUCAGCCGCGGUACCACAUCAUCCUCCCCAGCUGGCGUCAGUUCAGCAAGAGCCGCGGCAGCAAUUGGUUGAGGCGCCGCCGUGGAUGUUAACAGCCACCGUCCGGGAUCUGUGUGAGCGGCUACAUCGAGAGGGGUGUCUCUCCCCGGCGGAGGGUGGGAUGCCGAAUCUUGCGGAAGGCACCGCGUGGUGCAUGACAGCCUAUCAAGGGGUUCAAUGCGGUGACGUCGUGUUCAAUGAAUCGUUCGACAUCGUGUGUGCGGCUCCACGGGUGCAGCCAACCUACCGUGUUGCACCUUGGCGACAUCAAAUCGGUCAACCCGUGGCGAAGGGGUACGGUCCAUGUGUAGUGUCUCUGAGGGUUGAGAUACGGCAGUUUAGUGAGGUUAUCUUGUGUGGAACGUUUUAUUUUCAACCCGAUCUGCCGGAAUAA